This is a messenger RNA of Rotaria socialis, 216 nucleotides long. NCBI's taxonomy places the organism in Eukaryota, Metazoa, Rotifera, Eurotatoria, Philodinida, Philodinidae. The record is from the annotation of a GenBank genome assembly.
AUGGAUUCAAGAUUCUGCACUCUAGGUGCGUAUAGUGAUCCAGUUUGUUCGAAAGCAGAUAUUGAUCAUGUGCUUCAACUUGUUGGUUAUAGUAUUUAUUCAGGUAAACCCAAUUUGUUAUGUAAAAAUACUUGGGGUGCAACUUGGGGUGAUCAAGGAUAUAUUCGUAUUGAACGCGGUACGAAUACAUUUGAUAUUGCUGAAUAUGUUGCAUAA